CAGCAGCCGCGGAGCCGGUGGCGGGCCGCUGGUGCCGGCGGCGCGGACGGUGCGGUGAGCGGCGUGAGGACGGCGGUCUUGGGAGGCGUGAGGACGGCGGUCUGGGGAGGCGUGAGGACGGCUGUCUGGGGAGGCGAGGGGCGGCUGUCUUGGUGAACUGAAUGCCGCUGUCUCGGGAGGCGUGAACACCGCUGUCUUGGGAGGCGUGAAUACCGCUGUCUUGGGUGAGAGGACGGCUGCGUUGGAAAGCGUGAGGAGCCCGUCUUGAGACGUCUGAGGACGGCUACCUGAAGAGAGCACCCUCGUGCAGCAGAACUGAAAGUCCCGCCUUCGGGCGACGCUCGGUUCGCCGGCAGUGUUGUGAGAUGUGGCGAGCUGGCAGUGCCGUUACCGGCGCGUGAAGCGUGUUGCGCCGGACGCGCGCCGAACGUGUUGCACCAGACGUGCGCCGGACGUGUUGCACCAGACGUGCACCGACCAGCUGGAAGAUGGCGGUGUGGAACAUUGCUUUCCUGUUGUGUGACGUUCUGCUAGCGGCAAUAGCGCUGCCCGCGGAGAUUCCGAUCGUCGGCCUGUUCGACUCGGGCGAUUCCGGGGACAUCCAGGCGUUUCAGAACGCCGUGGACGAAGUGAACGCCAACUUCGAGUGCUUGAUGGGCAGCCGUCUGGUGGGCACUGCCGUCACCGUCUACCCCGGCGACAGCUACAAGGCGGCCAAAGAUGUGUGCGGCCUGCUGGGCAGUCAGGGUCUGGCGGCCGUCGUCGGGCCGCAGGCGUCCUCCACCACCUCACGCCACAUCCAGGCGGUCUGCCACAACAUGGCCGUGCCGCACCUGGAGGCGCGCUGGAGCUACUCCACGCCUCAGACGUUCUCCACGGCAGGCUGGAACGGCCAGCAGUUCACCGCCAACCUGUACCCCAACGCACACGAACUGAACCAGGCCUAUGUGUCUCUGGUACGGGAGUGGAACACAAACCAGUUUGUGGCUAUUUACGAAGAUGGUGAUGGCCUGAUUCGACUGCAGAAGAUCCUGACGCAGUUCAGGCAGCCCCAGUACAAGGUUCACCUGGCGCAGCUUCCCACUGACAGCCAGCAAGACUUCAGGCCGUUCCUGAAGAUGAUCAAGCGAACGUUGAACCGGCAUCUGGUGAUCGACUGUCGCGUCGAGCUGAUCAACGUCGUCCUGGAUCAGGCUAACCAGAUCGGCCUGGUCAGCGAGUACUACAGCUUCAUGUUCACAUCCCUGGACCUCCACACGGUGGACCUGACCUACUACCAGAGCCAGCAGGCGCGGGUGAACAUCACCGGCUUCAGCCUGCUCCGAAACAACUGGCACCAGGGCCAUUCGUGCGUGCGCUCUCCGGACUGGCAGACGAUCACCUCCAGGAUAUUGACGACGUCAGCACUGCUGUAUGACGCCCUACACCUAUUCUCCAAGUCGCUGCUCGAUAACGACAUUAUCGGACCCAUCAACGUACCUCUGCUGGACUGCGAGAGAGACCAGCAAUGGGGCAGGAACGGCUCCCGCAUCAUGGAGCACCUGCUGGAGAUGCAGAUGCUGGGUCGCAGCGGGCUGAUCCGGCUGAGCAAGGACGGCCUCCGGCACGACUUCGAGCUGGACGUGCUGGAGCUGGGCGCGGCCGGCAUGAAGACGGUCGGCUCGUGGUCACUCCGCGGCGGCGUCAACUACACGCGCACCUGGGGCCAGAAGGAGGAGGAGAUCGCCACCAGCAUGGCCAACCGCACCUUCCGCGUAGUCGUCGGAACGGCAAAUCCCUACGUCAUGAUUGCUAAUGCUACGGAUGGAUCAGGAAAGCAGCAAUUUAAGGGGUUUUGCAUCGAUCUGAUGAAUGCGAUCGCGGAAAUGAAAAAAUUUUCUGUUAUAUACCACGCCUCUCCUGACAACCAGUACGGCAGCUAUAGUGAAAAGGAUGGACCUUCCGGAAUGAUCAAGGAACUCAUGGAAAAUACGGCGGACAUGGCCAUAGCUGAUCUGAGCAUCACCCUGGAGCGGGAACGAGGCGUCGACUUCUCCAUGCCUUGGAUGAACCUCGGCAUCAGUAUUCUCUACCGGAAGCCGGUGAAGGCGCCGCCGCGGCUAUUCUCCUUCAUGGGCCCGUUGUCGGCUGAGGUGUGGAUCUACAUGGGCACCGCGUACCUCGGCGUCUCCGUGCUGCUCUUCAUCCUGGCCAGGCUUAGCCCUCAGGAGUGGGAGGAGCCGAGCGUGUGCAGUAUGGCCGGCGCUGAGCCCGACUUCCUGGUGGACGAAAUGAACCUUCGCAACUCCUUCUGGUUCACCAUUGGGUCGUUGAUGCAGCAGGGGUGUGAUAUAAACCCCAAGGCCGUCUCCACGCGUAUGGUGGCCGCCUGGUGGUGGGUGUUCACGCUCAUCAUGAUCUCGUCCUACACGGCCAACUUGGCCGCCUUUCUGACGGCCGGCCGCAUGGAGACGCCGAUCAAGUCUGCCGAGGACCUCUCCAAGCAGACGGCCAUCAAGUAUGGCGCCAAGAACACUGGCUCCACCAAGUAUUUCUUCCGGGACUCGAGCAAGGAACACUACAGACGCAUGUACAACUUCAUGGAGACUGCUCGGCCGUCGGUGUACGUGGACUCGUCGGACGCCGGCGUCGAGCGUGUGAAGAAGGGCAAGUACGCCUUCCUGAUGGAGUCGGCCGGCAUCGAAUACGUGCUGGAGCGCAACUGUGAGCUCACGCAGAUCGGCGGUCUGCUCGACCACAAGAGCUACGGCAUUGCCCUGCAGCCCGGAUCCCCAUACACACCCAUCAUCAACUCAGCUAUAUUAGAGAUUCAGGAAGAGGGAACUCUGCUUGAACUAAAAAACCGUUGGUGGAAGUCGACCGAGUCAUGCCCGGAUGACAACAAGGUCAACGCCAACGAGCUUGGCAUCGACAACGUGGGCGGCGUGUUCGUCGUGCUGCUGGGUGGCAUGUGCGUGGCCGUUAUAAUCGCCUUCAGCGAGUUCAUCUGGAAGUCCCGCAAGCUGGCACACGCCGAGCACACGUCCCUGAUGAACGAGAUGGCCAAGGAGCUGAAGUUCGCCUUCUCCUGCAAGGGAUCUUCGAAGCCCGUAAACAAGCCGGAGCCGCUGCGGACGUCGCAGAGUGCCGCCUACCUGGCCAACGGGCCCACCAACUGGGCCGGUGACACCGGCUUUGACGCGUAUCAGCGCAAGCCGUAGUCCACUCGCCUGAGCUGACGGAGAAAUUCGAAGAGACUAAUGUCAUUUCAGGUCGAGAGGGUCCGAAAUCCAGGUCGGAUCUUUGACGGAUUCGGCUGAAUCUUAUCAGCCACACGCGACCGGUCGGUCGACGCGGAACACUGGAGCCGUUUGGACUGGCUGACCUGUUUUGGCGCGCAAAACUUUGAAUAGUCUGUUCCGCCGCUGACGACAGUGGUAAAGAGUGUGGAGGGGCUCCAUUAGAACAGGUGACCCAACUCAAGGAGCUUCGCCUAACCGACGCGGCGCGGCAUCCUGCAGCGACGCCUCUGGGACGAGGAGGUGCACUGAAUGGGUACGCGAACGUGCCGCCUCCCUUCGCGUGCUGCCUUUGACGAUAAUGCCAGUGACAACGUCGGACUGAGCGACAUGCAAAUGCCACUUGCAGAUUAGGUCUCUGAGUAUGUGCACGUCUAAAGCAUUUUCGUGAUAUUUGCGUGUGCUGUUGCGCACCGCUGCGUGAAGUAGAGCGGUUAAGUGUAGUUAUGCAGCAGGAGGUUGUUCACAUUCGUGGAAUAGUUGCCCAGAAUGCAUCGUCAUGUCAGCGUUUGAAUCUGCUCAUGACGGCAAGUUGAUAAAUGACGCCGACGUUCGGUUGCACGGCGCAGUUAUCAGAUGACGCACGGAGUCAUCCACAGAUUUAGCAAGUCGCUAGCAAGCCAACAUAUGACAUAGGGAUGAAUAAGACUCUUAGACCGACGUUCUACGACUCCGUCAUGAGAGAUGACCGCCACAGGUUGUCGGACAGGUCGCCCUCAGCUGUAAGUUUACUCGUUGGGCUAGGUUGGGCGUAGAAGUUGUCAGGUCUUCAUGAAUGCACGUGUGUCAGGUUGUUUUGUUUUUGUGUUUGGAACCGCAAUUGGUCUAGCCUCGUUGACAGUGUGAAACAAUUAAUUGUCUUAUAUUUGCCAAGUAUACCAACCUGUCUAGCUGUGCAUGACAGGAACACCUAGUGCAUGAUCGGUGGCAUGUUUCGGUCUAAAAAAAAACUGAUUUCCCAGCUUGCCUCUCCUUGCUCACCAGGGGAAGCUUUAGGGCUUUGUCCGGAGCAAAGCAGCUGCCGAGAGAGAUGUCUAUAUGCAUGUGGUGGGUGUCCUCGACGAUACAAAAGGAGC
Molecule: messenger RNA, 4354 nt
Organism: Pollicipes pollicipes
Lineage: Eukaryota; Metazoa; Arthropoda; Thecostraca; Pollicipedomorpha; Pollicipedidae
Product: glutamate receptor ionotropic, kainate 2
Exons: 17
Coding region: 489-3200 (903 amino acids)
Biological process (GO): monoatomic ion transport
Cellular component (GO): membrane
Molecular function (GO): ligand-gated monoatomic ion channel activity; signaling receptor activity
Source: RefSeq, a predicted model, not a curated record